Messenger RNA from Ogataea haglerorum, 2946 nucleotides. RefSeq lists its product as uncharacterized. Gene Ontology annotation, cellular component: cell periphery; cell septum. Gene Ontology annotation, molecular function: chitin synthase activity. The record is from RefSeq and is a predicted model, not a curated record. NCBI's taxonomy places the organism in Eukaryota, Fungi, Ascomycota, Pichiomycetes, Pichiales, Pichiaceae. The transcript has a single exon. Bases 1 to 2946 code for a protein of 981 amino acids.
AUGCCAAACAAUCUCAAUGAAAGCCCUUUUGAAGACUUUCCGGAGUCUCCAAGAAAGCCGGAAAGCAUUUAUACCCCGGUCUCAUCCCCGAGAAAGCGUAAGUUGCAAUCUCCAUUGGCUAACCAUCAAGAAUCUCCUUCGAAGGCCGCUUUGAAGUACUCGCCAGCAAUUUCGUUUAAAAGCAGUGACUCUGAGCUGUUUAGCAAUAGUACAGCAAACAAGUUCAUCAUGGCUGCUGAAAAAACAGGAGCUACUCCGAGAGCAGCCUACACCACCAGCGAGUCUCCGACCAGAUCCAAACCAGCUUUUGUGAGGACUAAUUCUGAUGACGAUGACGACGUUUUCAGUGCUAAGACUGACGAUUUCACCAAGUCUUUGCGCAGCGACCGAACUCUAGACACCCCACGGCCUAUAUUCUCCGCUUCUGCCUACACAGCCGCCAAUGCCAGCCCAUUUAAGUCGUCUAUUCCUAGGCUGGACUCAUCCAGAGAAUCUUCUCAGUCGUCUCAAUCUACUCUGGACAUGGCCAUGGCCGACUUGGCCAAGCAAGAUACCAAUCCGUCUCUUUUUGAUCGUGAUACUCUCGGAUCCCAGACUAUCGACGAAGAGUACAAUUUCACCACUAGUCUUGAUGGAAAGCUUUUCGAUGAGCUUCCGAAGGAUUUCCAGCCAAGAAGAAACAACUACAGAACCACCCAGAAGACCUUCAAAUCGAAAAAUGGUAAUUUGGUACUCGAUAACCCAAUUCCAUCCACGCUGUACAACUUCUUGCCGGUCAAGGGAGAAGAUGAGUUUGAUUACAUGAAAUACUCGGCUGUUACUACGGGCCCGGAUGAUUUUGCUGAAGAAGGUUUCAGUUUGAGAACAUGCGACAUGGGAAGAGAGACAGAAAUUGUUGUCUGCAUUACAAUGUAUAACGAGGACGAGGUUGCUCUGACAAGAACUUUGCAUGCGGUGUUCAGAAACAUAGCCUAUCUUUCCAGAAGACAAAACAGCAAAACUUGGGGCAAGGACUCCUGGAAGAAAGUUGUUGUUGUGAUUGUUGCUGACGGGCGUAACAAGAUUUCUCCUGGUGUCUUGCAGGUUCUUUCUGCAAUUGGUAUUUACCAAGAGGGAAUUGCCAAAUCUCUUGUCAAUCAGAAGGAGGUCCAGGCCCAUUUAUUUGAGUACACUGCUCAAUUGUCCAUUGACGAGGAUUUGAAGUUCAGCGGCAUCGAGAAAGGAAUCUGUCCUGUGCAGCUGGUUUUCUGUUUGAAAGAAAAGAACGCAAAAAAGAUCAACUCCCAUAGAUGGCUGUUCAACGCCGUUUGCCCUAUUUUGGAGCCGAAGGUGUGUGUUCUCCUUGAUGUCGGUACCCGUCCUUGCGACAGCGCCGUUUACAACCUAUGGAAGGCGUUCGACUAUGAUUCCAACGUCGCGGGUGCAGCUGGAGAAAUUGUUGCUAUGAAAGGUAAGUUGUGGAGAAAACUGGCCAAUCCACUGGUUGCUUCGCAAAACUUUGAGUACAAGAUGUCAAACAUUCUCGACAAGCCAUGCGAGUCCGUGUUUGGGUACAUCUCCGUCUUGCCAGGUGCCCUCUCUGCCUACAGGUAUGCCGCUCUGAAGAAUCACGAAGACGGCACUGGUCCACUAAAUGCCUACUUCAAGGGAGAGAACACCGACGGCGCAGCAGACGCUGGAAUAUUCUCUGCCAACAUGUAUCUUGCUGAGGACAGAAUUCUUGCCUGGGAGCUCGUCUCCAAGAAAGACGCCAAAUGGGUCCUCAAGUACGUUAAGAGUGCCCAGGGAGAAACAGAUGUUCCUGAGGCGUUACCUGAAUUUAUCUCGCAGAGACGGAGAUGGCUGAACGGCGCAUUCUUUGCAGCCGUUUAUUCGCAAAGCAAGUUUCUUCAGAUCUGGAGGACAGACCACUCGAUCGUAAGAAAGCUUUUCUUGCACAUCGAAUUCAUCUACCAAUUCUUCACGCUUGUGUUCACAUUCUUCUCCAUCUCCAACUUUUACCUGACGUUCUACUACCUUGCGGGCUCGCUCAUCAAUCUCGUUGGAACUGGCGGAAAGGUGCUGUUUGAAAUCAUGAAUUACCUGUGUUUGUGCACACUAUUAAGCAUGCUGGUGAUCUCCAUGGGCAACAGACCGCAGGGAGCUCCAAAACUAUUUUUGACAGCGGUGAUCCUGCUCACUCUGUGCGGUGCUUACGCCAUCAUCUCCGGGUUCUACUUCAUGGUGCUGUUGGUGCAAGAACACAAUGCUGGAAAAGCAGGAGGGCUCACCUUUGCGUCCAUGUGCGUCAGUUUGGCUUCCACGUACGGUCUGUACGUGCUCAUGUCGAUUCUGUAUUUGGACCCAUGGCACAUUCUCUCGUCGUCCAUCCAGUACUUCUUCCUGCUGCCAGCAUAUACCUGUCUUCUGCAGAUCUACGCUUUUUGCAACACUCAUGACGUCACGUGGGGUACGAAGGGAGAGAACCAGCCUAUUUCAAGCUUGGGAUCUGCCACGAUUGUGACCAAUGAGGAGGGCCAAGAGGUGAUCAAGCUGGAGAUUGUGGGCGACCAGAGAGACAUCGAUUCAAUGUACACGGAGAAUCUGUACCAGCUGAAGGAAAGAAGAAAGACCCCGGUCAAGAUGAGAGACGGAGGGGCUGUGAAACCAAAGAUAAGCUCGGAGGACUACUUCAGAGACGUGCGUUCGCGAGUCGUGCUUUUGUGGACGAUCAUGAACGUGAUUCUGGUGAUGACGAUUACGCAGAUCUACAAGCCAGACUCGAUCAAGAACAACAAGUAUCUGGCGGUGAUUUUAUGGAGCGUUUUCGGGUUUGCGCUAUUCCGUUUCGUGGGCUCGGUCUCGUUCUUGAUUCAUCUUAUGUUGCGCAAGAUUGUCAUUGCCAAGAGCAAAUGGGACCUCAAAAGAAGCGCCCGAGACGAGAAGAACGAGAUGGUGAUGCUGUGA